Molecule: messenger RNA, 2403 nt
Organism: Heterobilharzia americana
Lineage: Eukaryota; Metazoa; Platyhelminthes; Trematoda; Strigeidida; Schistosomatidae
Source: the annotation of a GenBank genome assembly
GUAAAAGACUUGAGCGGUACAAUGAAGGGUUGCGCUACCGUAAGUUGAUAAUGUGUGACGCAAGUGGACACGCAGUUCAAAUAAUAAAUGUUGAAGAGCGUAAUAAGAAGACCACCUUUAGCCUUAAUGAAGAAGCUUUAUCAUCUAUCCUCCUGAGACCAGAUGUGCGUGACAAAAAGGUCGUCGUUGUUUCCGUUGCAGGCGCGUUCCGCCAGGGGAAGUCAUUCCUACUGGACUUUUUUCUUCGUUAUUUGCUUUGUGAUGAUCGCACAAACUGGUUAGGAGAUCCCGAGAAACCUCUGAAGGGGUUUCCAUGGCGGGGCGGUUCAGAAAGAGACACUGUUGGAAUUUUACUUUGGAGCGAACCAUUCAUUAUGACCCUACCAUCUGGAGAAGAAGUAGUUGUUCUGCUUAUGGACACACAAGGUUCUUUUGACAGCACCAGUACCGUACGCCAAUGUGCAACAGUUUUCGCUCUGAGUACUAUGCUCAGCAGUACUCAAGUUUAUAAUAUUCACAAUAAUAUUCAAGAAGAUCAUUUACAGCACUUACAUCUGUUUACGGAGUAUGGUAGGCUGGCACUGGAGUCUGAUAUAUCUGGAUCACCGUUUCAGCAUCUGUUGUUUCUUGUUCGUGAUUGGAGUUACGCUUACGAAUAUGACUUUGGGAUCGAUGGUGGAAACCUGCUGCUGAAUAACCGUCUUAAGAUUGUUGAAGAGCAUCAUACAGAACAUCAAGCUGUCCGUCGCCAUAUUCGCUCUUGUUUCUCCAAGUUAGAUUGUUUUCUGCUGCCGCAUCCUGGUCUUAAGGUUUCAACCAAUCCCACUUUUGAUGGACGAAUUAAAGACAUUGAUCCUAAUUUUGUUGAGAACCUUAUAGUUCUGGUUCCUCAUCUGUUAGCUCCCGCUAAUUUAGUUGUUAAAAGGAUAAAUGACCAAGAAGUUACAUGUCGUGGACUUUAUACCUAUUUUAAAGCGUAUAUAAAGAUUUAUGAGAGUGAUACUCUUCCGGAACCGCGUUCUAUGUUGGAAGCAACUGCUGAGGCAAACAAUUUGAAUGCAAUAUUGACAUGUCAAGAAAUGUACUCGGAGGCAAUGAACAAGAUUUGUGGACCCGAUCGACCAUACAUCAAUCCAUCUGAACUCGAUUCAUUUCAUUUGAAAGUGUAUAAAGCUUCUAUUGAAAAGUUUAACAGUAUCCCCAAAAUGGGUGGUGAAGCAUUUUCCGCAGAUCAUUUGCAACGCUUGAAGGAGACAUUAAAGCAACUAGGAGAAGAUUAUCGUUUAUCUAAUUCAAAGAAGAACAUCUUUCAUGUAGAUUCACGUGUUUCUCUGUACUACUGUCCAUGAUUUUCUUUUCUAAAUCUAUACUUUUAUCUUGAUGGAAGUUUAGCUUGCGAAUCUGGAAGCAGACCUUUCGUACUCCAGCAGUUUUGGCUGUCACCUUGUUACUUUUCUACAUUGUCACGGGAGUAUCUGAAUUUAUUGGAUUAUCAAUGAUUUCUGGUGUUCUGACAUUGCCAUUCUACAUUGCUUUGAUCACUCUGUUCACUUGGCUAUUUUUAAGUUAUACUGGUCGAUCGCCAGAGUUGGCUAAUGCUAUUGAUCAGUCGGCCGAUUUAGUCAUGAAUAAGAUUUUCACUCCUGCAAUAGAAGUAGUCGGAAGACGUGGUUUAGCUCAAAUUAUCGGUGGUGGUGAUUUGGUUCCUAAUCAGCAUAAUGCAAGAAGCUGAAAUAUUUACGUACAUUAACCAAUUUUUGUGAACUGUUCUUAUAAUUUACAAUACUACUUUUGAUAGUAAUUAUCAUUUACCCUGCAGUAAAUUUUGGUCUUAUUUUUUCCUUUUUUUGUAUGAUAUACCACAUUUAUUGUAUGAAGGAAUACUGAAUCAGCUUCGCAGCUCUGUCCUUACUUCUUUUUUUCUUCGAGCUAUUGUUUGUGAGUUGUAAACAUGGUCUUUUUGCCUGGUUGGUAUCAUCUGGUUUCCGUAUUUGGUAGAGUGUACAAUAUCAAGUAAUAACAGUAAUAAAUAAUUGUAUUGCGACUAAUUUUUACUAUCUUUCACGGUUUAUAUAAAACAUACCCAUGUUCAUUUGUUGCUUUAUGCUUUUAGAUCUCUCUAUGCACAAUGUGAUAUAAAUUACAUUUUGCUUUAGACUUAUAAACCUACUAGUAUCGUCAGCCUUUCGAAGUGAUAGUUACAAAAGCAAUAUAUAAAAUUUUGUCCGGUUUUUGUUUCUACUCAAGAAAACAGUAUUGUAGGUCGAAGAUGAACAACAAACUGUAUUUAUAAUUCAUUCACUAUAGUUUUUUAUAUCAAUCGAUUACUACUUGAUUUCCUGUAGCGUAUACCCACAUUUAUAUCCUCUUACAAUAAAAUAUAUUCCUGUCUCUUGUUUUGUU